This is a messenger RNA of Spea bombifrons (plains spadefoot toad), 1528 nucleotides long. RefSeq names its product F-box and WD repeat domain containing 9 (gene FBXW9). The transcript has 11 exons. The coding region runs from base 137 to 1507 and encodes 456 amino acids. Gene Ontology annotation, cellular component: preribosome, large subunit precursor. NCBI's taxonomy places the organism in Eukaryota, Metazoa, Chordata, Amphibia, Anura, Pelobatidae. The record is from RefSeq and is a predicted model, not a curated record. Gene Ontology annotation, molecular function: protein binding.
GGGAGGUGUCCUAGGAGACAGAUUCGCUUUACUGCUAUCCCCGCGUCUGGACUUUUUCACUUCAUCGAGUGCCUCCGUUUUUAUGUUUCAGGUAGUCGGAUGGUGAAGACGCUUUGCGCUUUGUACUCGUACCGUCAUGGCAAGUAAUCUGCUAGCGGAAUCAGAUAACGACUCUGACGUGGAAACCUCGGAGGACCCGGAUAAGCAGGCGCUGGAUUACGUAUCCAGGGUGUUGACAACCCAGACCCUGAAAGACAGACUUCAUAACCUUCCUCUGCCCCUGGGGUCCCAAGACGAGUCUCACCAUAGAAACUUGGAUUUGAAGAAGUCGCCGGUAGCGGGGGAUGACGACGAAGACUCUUCCUUUCUCUUACUCCCUCUAGAACUGAUUCUUCAGAUCCUCUCUCAUUUGGAUCCUCGCUUUAUCCUCACUGUACUGCCGCAGGUGUGCCGAACCCUCCGCUACAUUGUGACAGAGGAAGUGACGUGGAAAAUACGUGUCCAGAAAAGGGUCAGCGCUAAUUUUCCGGUGGUGGAACAGGAGAAUUUUGAUUGGCCAGCCGCGUGCAUUGAACUUGAAGAGCAGCUUUCUCAUUGGCCGGACAAUGGGAAGAAGGCAGAACAUUUCUCAUUAAACGAUGGUCACUUUGCUUCUGUGGAUGCUGUGCUGCUUCUUGAGGGGGGCUCUCUUUGCGUGUCCGGAUCACGAGAUAGAAAUGUCAGCCUCUGGGACCUGAGAGAUCUGGGAAAAGGCCAAGGCAAAGUAAACGUAAAGGUUUUGGGAACAGAGAAAACGGGAACUCACAAGGGUUGGGCAUGGUCUCUGGCGUCCUGUGGGAAUCUGUUGGCCUCAGGCUCCUGGGAUAGCACUGUGAAGAUCUGGGACAUGGGGGCAGAGGGACAGCAAGUUGGCGACAUUAAGGGACGCGCUGCAAUUUUGUGUCUUGCCUUCCAACCGGAUAUUUUGGUUGCUGGAUCAUAUGACAAGAGAGUGAGUGUAUACGACCCCAGAGCGGCGAAUCCUUUGAUUAAGACGCGGAAGAUCCACUCGAGUCCCGUGCUGUGCCUGGUGGCUGACGACCGACACAUUGUAUCCGGCAGCGAAGACCGAACCUUGGUGGUGUUUGACCGCCGAGCCAAUGCGGUGUUGCAGAGGAUGCCUCUGGAUAAUUACCUGUUUUGUAUGUCCUAUGAAGCCCCGCAGCUAUGGGCAGGGGAUAACCAAGGCAUGAUCCAUGUGUACGGGAGCCAUGGAGGGACAUUCCAGAGUCUGCGGAGCUUUGAUGUCGGUCACAUGUCCCAAGUCACCGGUAUCUGGCAUUCGGCAGGCGCGCUUUACACGACCUCCACAGACAAGACGAUGAAGGUUCACAUUCCUACAGACCCACCCCGGACCCUCCACACAGAGCCGCACAGCAGUGUCGUCAAUGGGGUCAGCGUGGCCGGACGAACCGUUGCGGCAGCUUCUGGGGCGCAGACCGUGGAGAUCUGGAGAUUUCCCGAAUAAACGGUGCAUUAAAAAAAAAAA